Molecule: messenger RNA, 180 nt
Organism: Colletotrichum abscissum
Lineage: Eukaryota; Fungi; Ascomycota; Sordariomycetes; Glomerellales; Glomerellaceae
Exons: 1
Coding region: 1-180 (59 amino acids)
Source: RefSeq, a predicted model, not a curated record
AUGAGAGACGAGAAACGACAGCACAUCUCAACAUCAACCGUCCACUCGCCCUCGUCCACCUCGCAAGGAACGGACUCGCGACUCGCAACGCCAGAGCUGAACAGAGGUCAGUGUCACCGUCCCAGGUACGGGCUGGCAGGGGAACAGACUACACAUUCUCAAAGAGUAAUACGACUCUGA